Molecule: messenger RNA, 6246 nt
Organism: Leptopilina boulardi
Lineage: Eukaryota; Metazoa; Arthropoda; Insecta; Hymenoptera; Figitidae
Gene: dachs
Product: unconventional myosin-IXb
Exons: 18
Coding region: 804-4463 (1219 amino acids)
Biological process (GO): vesicle transport along actin filament; actin filament organization
Cellular component (GO): myosin complex; actin cytoskeleton; vesicle
Molecular function (GO): ATP binding; cytoskeletal motor activity; actin filament binding
Source: RefSeq, a predicted model, not a curated record
AAGUGCAAGCAAAAUUUGUCUGUGUUAAUAUAUAGAAAUAUUUUCUUUAUCAUCAUCUUUUAUUUGAUAUUUUCAAGUGAAGAGGUUCGGGAGUAUUGGAAUAUCUUAAUUCGCGAAGCAAAAAAUUUUAAAGUGUUAAUUUCUUUUUUGUCCUUUUUGUAAAUUUUUUUGUUCCGGCAGUGUUUGAAAUUCUUAAAAUCGCGAACGCUUAAAUCUCUAGAAAAAAUAUUUUGUUUCACGUGGUUUCGAGAGAGUUGGAAAUUUUUUAAAUCGUUUAUGUUUUCGGCAUAUUUUAUGAGCUUAAGCAGUAUCAAUUUAGAGAAUCGAGAUCAAUCGUUGAAAAUUCAACAAUAACUGGAAGCAGAAAUGAGAUAUCGCUCGUCGCAACUUUCGCUUUGCAAUCGAGAAUAUCCAUUUCUCGGUUUGCAAUAUUGCCCUCUAUUGAUCAAUGCCAAGAAGAGGAGAGAAACAUUGGCGCAAGGAUAUGCGGAUCUUUCAUCAAUCAGCGGCAGAAGUUCCGUUUUCCAGUUGCACAACUAUACAAGCAAGAUCAACUUCUCAGGUUUCCAUCAGUGAUGGUUUGACGGGUUUUAGUUAUUAUUCAAUUCGAAUGAAUCGCCCAGUUAUAUGCGAAUAUAACGGAGAAGGAAAGGGGUCGAAUAUGCAAGUUUAACAAAGUCCAUGACUUAGAUGAAACUGGUCGACUGAAGCAAGGAAUUGAGCGGGAACUGCUAAUUAGUUGUGCAUUGAAUAUUAGCCCUAGACGGGAAUCUCGCGUGAGCUUCCUCUUCCUUGGGUUUAAUAUGUGCUUUGGACGAGUACCGCUAAUCGGAAGCGAAGGUUGUGGUUGCAAUUAUAGGGUGGAAGAUAGAACAACCUGGAAGAUGGGAAUGCUCCUUCCGGAUGAGACUUAUGAGGUACGUUCCUCAUCAUCAAGACGUAGUUCCUGCCCUAGCGGUCUCGCUGAGAUCGAUGAGGUUGAAGCUGCCAAAGCUCUAGCUGCCUUCAGGAAAUGCGAUGAAUUCUUGAAGAGACAUGGUAUCAAGCCAGAGUUCUUCUGUAGACAUCGAGAGAAACUUGCCUUGCAGACUUGGCUACUUCAGAGGUCUACGUCCAAGUUCAACUCGGAUGCCUCGUCGUCGAAUGAAGCGGUGCACCUACAGCAGCGGUUGAAGAGUUUGAGCACGGAAUUGGUGACCCUGAGGAACCGGCUGCACGUAAGCCAACCUGCGACCAAUUCAGGGCCGGCAGGUGCAGCGUCCAGUCCCCUGGCCAAAAGUCCUGAUAAAAGUUCACCGGCUCCUGCGGUGCCACCGAGGACAAUAUUACCACCGGGUGGCGUUGGUGGUGGUGGUACCCUCAAUAUUGGACAUCCUUCCGGCCAUACUCUUACCGCUUCCGCGAUCGUUCAUCCUCAUGCAAAUCAUGGCACGAGCAACGCUCUCAACCACAACUCAACCACAAAUAAUUUAAUAUCUGAUCUGGAACCCCUAAAGCUACACAGCGGGGUGCCUGACGACGGGAUAGUGUCCUGUGUCACAGCCUUGGGUUGUCUUAGAACACCGCCGAUUUCCAGUAUCAUCGCUGAGGUAAAAAAUGCUAAAAGCUCGCAAGCACUUCAACACAAGUGUCCACCUAAAGGAAAUGGAUCUCCAUCAAGUACAGUGACAUCGACGGCCUUGGAUGACCUCAUUCAUCUAUCUGCACCUCUCACCGAAGACGCGGUCCUCAAGUGUCUUCAAGCUCGCUUUUGUGCCAAACAAUAUCACACGAAUGUUGGUCCAAUUCUCGUUUGCAUUAAUCCUUACACGGAUGUUGGGAAUCCCUUGACUCUGACGAGUACGAGGGCUGUGCCAUUGGCGCCCCAGUUAAAUAGGGUUGUUCAAGAGGCCGUAAGGCAGCAAUCAGAAACUGGUUAUCCUCAGGCAAUCAUUCUCUCAGGAACCAGUGGUUCGGGUAAAACUUAUGCCUCUAUGUUAUUAUUGAGGCAACUUUUCGAUGUUGCUGGUGGUGGUCCUGAAACUGAUGCAUUUAAACAUUUGGCUGCUGCUUUCACUGUUCUCAGAUCUUUAGGUUCCGCAAAGACUGCCACAAAUUCUGAAAGUUCACGAAUAGGACAUUUUAUAGAAGUACAAGUAACAGAUGGAGCUCUUUAUAGAACAAAAAUUCACUGUUAUUUUUUGGACCAAACGAGGGUCAUUCGACCACUGGCAGAUGAGAAAAAUUAUCACAUUUUCUAUCAAAUGCUAGCUGGUCUCUCACAUGAUGAACGAGUUAAACUAAAUUUGGAGGGGUACAAUUUAAAAAAUUUGAGAUAUCUGCAACAAGGAGAUACGAGACAAGAUGAGACUGAGGAUGCUGUCAGAUUUCAAGCCUGGAAAGCUUGUUUGGGAGUACUGGGAAUUCCAUUUUUGGAUGUGGUUCGAGUAUUAGCAGCUGUUUUAAUUCUUGGAAACGUGGGGUUUACUGAUGGCCCUGGAGUGGAGGUUGGAGUGAUCGGAGAGAAUGAGUUGGCAUCUGUGGCGGCACUUUUAGGUGUUCCUCCGCCAGCUUUGUUGAGAGGACUCACCUCCAGGACCCAUAAUGCUCGUGGACAGCUUGUCAAGUCGGUCUGCGAUGCCAAUAUGUCAAAUAUGACGAGAGAUUCGUUGGCGAAGGCUCUAUAUUGUCGAACUGUUGCCACUAUUGUUAGAAGGGCCAAUAGUUUAAAAAGACUUGGUUCCACGCUCGGAACUCUUUCUUCCGAUUCAAACGAGUCUGUUCAUAAUCAAGCUGAAGUCACCAGUCAGCAUGCUUCUACUAUUGGAAGUUCAGCAGGUGGUACUGGUUCGAGAAGUAUGACUGCUUUGAAUAAUGCAGUUAGACAUGCAACAGAUGGUUUCAUUGGCAUCCUAGACAUGUUUGGAUUCGAGGAUCCAAAACCAAGUCAACUCGAGCAUUUAUGUAUAAAUCUUUGUGCCGAAACAAUGCAACAUUUUUAUAAUACUCACAUUUUCAAAAGUUCCAUUGAAAGUUGUCGAGAUGAAGGCAUUCAUUGUGAUGUUGAAGUCGAUUAUGUCGAUAAUGUCCCUUGCAUUGAUCUUAUUUCAUCUUUGAGAACCGGUCUCUUGAGCAUGCUCGAUGUUGAAUGUUCAAUACGAGGAACAGCAGAGAGUUACGUGGCAAAGGUAAAGGUGCAACACAAGCAAAAUCCAAGGCUUUUUGAACCAAGGGCUGUUGACUGUCGAUCAUUUGGAAUCCAACAUUUUGCUGGAAGAGUCACGUACGAUGCUUCUGAUUUUCUAGAUACGAAUAAAGAUGUUGUGCCAGAUGAUUUAGUGGCAGUCUUCUAUAAACACACAUGUAAUUUUGGUUUUGCAACUCAUCUAUUUGGAAGUGAACUGAAAGCCCUUUAUGCAGGCGAUACUGUUCCUCGAGGAGUGAGCUUUAGAAUAUCUCCUACAUCACACACUGAUCUCUUGAAUGGCGAUGAGCCCAUUUCAACAUUGACUCAGGAUUUUCACACACGACUGGAUAAUCUUUUGAGGACUUUGGUGCAUGCAAGGCCUCAUUUCGUUCGUUGCAUAAGGAGUAAUGCUUCAGAGACGCCAAUGCAUUUGGAUAGAGGAGUCGCUAUGCGCCAAAUUAGAUCUCUUCAAGUUCUCGAGACUGUAAAUUUAAUGGCAGGAGGAUAUCCUCAUAGAAUGAGAUUUAAGGCAUUCAACGCUAGGUAUAGACUGAUAGCACCCUUUAAACAAUUACGAAGGGCUGAGGACCAAGCGGUUGAAGAUACAAAAUUAAUUUUACAAAAUGCACAACAAAUGAAGAGUAAAUUUGGCGCAAGCACAAGUUGGGCCCUUGGCAAGCGACAUAUUUUCCUCAGUGAAGGUAUUCGACAACAAUUGGAAAAUCUCAGAUCUGAGACGAGAAGAAAAGCUGCUACUAAUAUUCAGUCUACCUGGAGAGGUUGGCGAGUGCGUAGACGUUGGCCUGUUCGAAGAACAAACAUGACUUUAGUGUCGAGUUUGGGUCAGAAGAAAAAUUCUCAACCGCCAUCAAGUAAUACGGGCACUAUUCAAAGAAAUGUGACUCUUGGUUCCGUUACCGGAAAUGGAAUUCGUCCGAGACCUCAACCUAUCACAGGAACACCACCUCCUGAUCCUUCGGAAAAAUGUGCUGAUCAGAAAAUGAUUCAGCAAACUUGUACUCUCUUUGGAUUGGAUUUGGAACGUCCUCCACCUGUUCCGCCAAGUCGAUCUUAUACUGUUACUGGAAAUACGAAACUUGGGUAUCCUCAGACGAGAGUAAUGAAGACACCAUUUCCUGAAGGAGGCGAAGGUGAGGUCGUUCUUUUGAAAGGUGAGACAGUUCUUGUGGUUGGAGCUUCUUCAAGACGUGGGCACUUACUUGUCGAACACAACAACAUUACGUUACACGUGCCUUACCAGUUCAUGGAAUUGAAACCAUGCAACAUUAAUGUUUAAGUGUUAUUUAUUUUUCUUCUCUUCAUCUCUAAUACAAAGAAAAAAAAAGUUGAUUGGAAUUAUCCAGUUUAUGUAAAAAGAAAAAAGAAAGAAAGUUAAACAUUUUUUUUCUUCUUUUUUUUCAUUUUUCUUUUGCUGCCGAUGAAUUAUUGCCAUAAAAUAGUUUUUAUACAAAAUAAUCGUUCUAUAUAAUAUAUAAAUAUAUAGAACGUCGUAUAUUCGUUCUGAAUUGAAAAAUUAGGAUUAAAAAAAAAAUACAAAAAAUUUAUAUUUUAUGAAUGUGGUGAAAAUGUUAUUAUUAUAUUAUUAUGAACGCUCAGGUAAUUGAUUGAAAAUCAUCGCGUCUUUCCGUGAGAAUUUCACAAAUUUGUUUUAUGAUCUUUUCAAUUUGUUUUGUUUAUUUUUUUUUAUAUGUCCUUUGUUAUAAAUCUCGCUCAAAACCCAAGUUUUGUCUUCCAUUUUAUUUAAGGUGUAGCUUUAAGUAGAUUUUUAAAGAAUAUUAUAAGGGAAAAAUCACAAUAUUCGUGGAGAAUGACAUUUUUAUAUAUGUAUAUUUUUUUCUUGUUUCCUUUAUUGUAGGGUCUGUCAAUUUGUAUCUUAUUUAGACGUUUGUGAUUUUUUCCCAGAAUAGUAAAUAUAUAUGUGUGUAGCAUUGAAAUGAAUCGAGAACAUAAAAAUUGAAUAGACAGAUUAUACAGAGAAUGCCAAUAACAUUCCUUAUAUUAAAUAUAUAUACCGGUGAUGUGUAUUUAGUGGGUGCUACAACGAAUUUCAUAUUUUUCCUGUAUUUCUCUUGUAUUAUUAUUAUUUUCUUUUUUCUACUUCUUUUUAAUUUUAUUUCAAUUUUUUUUUUUUUGUUAAACCUUUUUCGUUUAUAUUAUUUUCUUUCCCUUGAAUUUAAUUUCAAAUUUUUACUUCAUUUUGCCAUGUAAUUUUAAAAUGUUGAAUUUAAUUUUUUAAUUAUUUUGAUUAUUACUAUUACUAUUACUAAAAAAAAGAAUGGUAAAUUAAAGAUUUGUAAUUAAUUGGUAAAUAAAAAAGCAUAAAAGGUACCGGUUCUGAAAUUUACCUAAAAGGUAUUAUAACAAACAGUAUUUUCUCAUCUGUCAUUGAAUUCUUAGUGCCAAUCGCUAGAAACAAAUUUUAAUUCAUAAUUUAUGUCUAUGAACUCAAUAAUAUUGUAAUUUGUCAUUAAUAUAAUUAUCAUUUACAAAUUAUUAUCAUCAUCGUCAUAAUUAUAAUUUCUCCGUAAUUACAUAAAUACGAAGGUAAAGGUGAAGGAUUUGUAGAUACGUGCAUUCGACUAAUUGUAGGCAAAUCCUAUUUCUCUCUCUCUCUCUCCCUCUCAUAUUUUGAAUGCAUUAUUACUCUCAGAAGUAAUAUAUUUGCGCUUUCGAGGGCUUUGAAAAGCUCAAGAGAUUAUUUGUACAUACAAAUUUCACGAUACGUGUUACCUACAUUCGACGAAACAUUAUAUUUCCAUUCCGAGAAAAUCUAUAUCAAAGCGAAUUUUACUUGAUUCUAAAUAAAUUAAAAACAAUUUGUUAAAAACAUAAAUUGUGCUCUUAUAUAUUAUUUUUGAAAAAUUUUUAAAUUUUAAUGCAAAUAUAUUUUCACUGUAUAUGGAAUCAAAAUUUAAAUUAACGAGAAAUAUUUUUCGUUGAUGAAAAUUAAUUUGCUUUGAUAAUGAAAAAGAUUCUAAUUGUUCAGGUUACACAGAAUCAUUUGUAAAUAAAUUAUAUCCAUUUAUCUAUUAUUGGUCAAUAUAUUUUUUAAGAUUUAA